GUGAUCCCCGCGGUGUGUGGACCUGGACCAUGGGACCAUGUGACCAUGUCCCUGGUGUGGACUGUUUACUGUAGUGUCUGGGAGUCUCUGUGGGCAUUAGUUGUUUUAUCAACGCCUGUCCUGAGUUGACAGAGUCUACUGGUUAAUGUUUAACUUCUGGAAGGCAGCAGAACUCUCUCUGUGUCGACGUCUCUUCUUCCUCAGUAACUCACUGACAACAGAUCACACUUCACACAGCUGUCUGUUAAAUCAUCAUCUCAUUAAGUUGAUAUUAAGUGAUCCCACCGGACACCAUGGCCGCCCUGCGGGCUGCUAAACAAGCUCUGAGGAGAGAGAUCAAGCGACGGGUCGCAGCGCUGAGUGACGACGAGAAACACCGACAGUCUCUGGUGCUGUCGAGGCAGCUGUUCAGACACCCCAAGUAUGUGUCCUGUAAGAGGAUCGCAGUGUUUCUCAGCAUGGACGAUGAGGUGCGCACCGAGGAAAUCCUCAAAGACGUGUUUAAACGGGGUAAAAGCUGCUUCAUUCCCAGAUAUGAGAGCAGCGGCAGCAGCCAUAUGGACAUGUUGAAGCUCAACAGCCUGCAGGACAUGGAGACGCUGCCUCUGACAUCAUGGAACAUCCGACAGCCUGCUGAAGGGGACAACAGCAGAGAGGAAGCACUGGCUGCAGGAGGUCUGGACCUGAUCUUGAUGCCUGGCCUGGGUUUUGACCGCUUGGGGAAGCGUCUGGGACGAGGGAAGGGCUUCUAUGACACCUACUUGGAGCGCUGCAUGAGACACCCCAAAGGAAAGCCCUACACUAUCGCCUUGGCCUUCAAAGAGCAGCUGUGUCAGGACGUCCCUGUGGACGACAAUGAUGUGCUCAUAGAUGAAGUCCUGUAUGAAGAUGAUGAGUAGCUAAUCAAUCACCAGUGGUGGUCCAUGAACUCAAUACUGGCUAUAUUUACAUGCCAAAGUCAGCCAACAGUUUAACCCGGCCUUUCUAAUAGUCUUUCCACUGCAGACACUUUGACUUGUUAUAGCAGGAAUAGCCCAGGUGGAACUAAUAAGACUAAUGAUGUCCCAUUGGAAUACAGCCAUCAUUAAUGUUAACAAUAUAACCGGUGGUAUUCGUGCUAUGACUUGUCAAAAUAUCAUCUGUUAUGACAUUAUACCGGUUAAGCUACUAAUUCAGUGGCUAUAUCAAUAGUCGUAAUGAAGGUGCUGGAAUAGUUUGUGCCAGUAUUCUGCUCUAUAUGUCAUGCUGAUGUUGCCAUAAAGAGCUAUUUUGGGUUUUGCUAACCACUAACUCUUUAAAAUUAAGAAUUACUUACAACAUUAAUGGACAGUUAAAUGACAAGAAAUGUAAAUAAAGUUGUAUUGGAAAAGGCA
Molecule: messenger RNA, 1373 nt
Organism: Sebastes umbrosus (honeycomb rockfish)
Lineage: Eukaryota; Metazoa; Chordata; Actinopteri; Perciformes; Sebastidae
Gene: mthfs
Product: 5,10-methenyltetrahydrofolate synthetase (5-formyltetrahydrofolate cyclo-ligase)
Exons: 3
Coding region: 294-899 (201 amino acids)
Biological process (GO): folic acid-containing compound biosynthetic process; tetrahydrofolate interconversion
Cellular component (GO): mitochondrion
Molecular function (GO): 5-formyltetrahydrofolate cyclo-ligase activity
Source: RefSeq, a predicted model, not a curated record